Molecule: messenger RNA, 4420 nt
Organism: Tyto alba (common barn owl)
Lineage: Eukaryota; Metazoa; Chordata; Aves; Strigiformes; Tytonidae
Gene: SLC4A1
Product: solute carrier family 4 member 1 (Diego blood group)
Exons: 21
Coding region: 150-3230 (1026 amino acids)
Biological process (GO): bicarbonate transport; transmembrane transport; monoatomic anion transport
Cellular component (GO): basolateral plasma membrane; plasma membrane
Molecular function (GO): bicarbonate transmembrane transporter activity; solute:inorganic anion antiporter activity; monoatomic anion transmembrane transporter activity
Source: RefSeq, a predicted model, not a curated record
GGUGCGUUCCCCCGCGGGCAGCAGCAGGCAGAGCCCCGGGCAGGGGCUGGCGGCGAGGGCUGGGGGGUCGUGGAGCCACCCCAGGGAGUGCCGGGUUAUGGUGCCGCCGGGCUGUUUGCUGGGACGCAGCGGGGGCUGAGCGCGGGGCCAUGGAGGGGCCCGGCCAGGAGGCCUACGAGGAGACGAUGAGGAGGAGCCUGGACCCCGAGGGCUACGAAGACCCCGACAUGAAGGGCUCCCACCUGUCGCUGGGGGAGAUGAGCAGGGCCGGCGCCGGCACCGCGUCCCCCUUGCACACGUGGAGGGCCAGAGCCGAGGAGCUGACGCCCCUGCGCCAGUAUUUGCCCAGCCGCCGGGGAUGCUAUGACGUGGAUGGGAGGAGGCGCGCGGCCGGGGUCCCCCCGGGACAGGCGAGCCGCCGUGGCGGAGGGCAGCCUCCGUCGUUGACCGAUGUGGACCUGGAGGCGGUGGGGAGCAGGAGGCCUGUGUCUCAGCAGAAGACUCAUGAGGGCUACGUGGAGCUGCAUGAGCUGGUCAUGGACACCACGAAGGAGCUGUGCUGGAUGGAGGCUGGCCACUGGCUCAAGCUGGAGGAGGACUUCCAGGAAGCCAGGCAGUGGGGCCAGCCCCAUCUCUCCUUCCUGACCUACCGCAGCCUCCUGGAGAUCCGACGGGCUCUGCCCAAAGGCAUCAUGCUCCUCGACGUGGCGGCCAACUCGCUGGUGGCCAUCGCCUACAUUCUCAUCGACCAGAUGAUCUUCCAGGGGCAGAUCAAGCCGCAGGACAGGGAAGACAUCCUGAGGACUCUGCUGCUGCAGCACAAGCACCCCAGAGAGGGCGAGUCGGUGGGGACCCUGUCGCCAGCGCUGCUGCAGCGCUCGGGCGCGGGGCAGGCAGAGACGGAGCAGCCGCUGCUGCGGGAGCAGAAGCCCCUGGAGCUGCACAGGCUGACGGGGGCCGAGCAGAGCUCGAGCAGAGCCGCCCACCCCCAGCUCCCUGAGAAGGUCCCCACGGAUGCCGAGGCCACGCUGGUCCUCGUGGGCUGCGCAGCCUUCCUGGAGCAGCCCAUGCUGGCCUUCGUGCGCCUGAAGGACGCGGUGACACUGGACACCGUCCUCCACGUGCCCCUACCCGUCCGCUUCCUCUUCGUGGUCCUGGGCCCUGACAGCCCCCACAUCAGCUACCACGAGAUCGGCCGCGCCGUUGCCACCAUGAUGUCCGAGAGGGUCUUUCGCCAGGACGCCUACCUGGCCGAGGGCCACCAGGACCUGCUGCAGGGGGUGGAGGACUUCUUGGAGGCCAGCAUCGUCCUGCCGCCCACCGACACCCCCGACCAGCAGCUCCUCAGCAGCCUGGUGCCACUGCAGCACGAGCUGCUCCGCCACCGCUACCAGCGCGCCAAGAAAGCGCCGGCCGAGGGCUUCCGAAAAGACCUGGGUACGGCGGGGACCACCCUGGCCCCCCCCAUCCCCGCAUCCCCUGUCCCCAUGGCUGCCAGGACCCCACCCCCCUCCUUGCACGUGGGGUCGUUGUGGGUGUCCCCCCCCCCCCUCCCCAACCCUCUGCUUGUGUCCCCAGGGCUGGAGGAGCCGGCGCCAGAGGACGACGACCCCCUGCGCAGGACGAAGCGACCUUUUGGGGGGCUGGUGCGGGACAUCCGCCGCCGGUACCCCAAAUAUCUCAGCGACAUCAAGGACGCUCUCAACCCCCAGUGCCUGGCUGCUGUCAUCUUCAUCUACUUCGCAGCGCUGUCACCUGCUGUCACCUUUGGAGGCUUGCUGAGUGAGAAAACCAACGGCAUGAUGGGGGUGUCGGAGCUGCUCAUCUCCACCUGCGUGCAGUGCGUCCUCUUCAGCCUCCUCAGCGCCCAGCCUCUGCUCGUCGUCGGCUUUUCGGGGCCCCUCCUCGUCUUCGAGGAAGCCUUCUAUUCAUUCUGCAGUAAUUAUGGCGUGGAGUACAUCGUGGGCCGGGUCUGGGUCGGCUUCUGGCUGAUCCUGAUGGUGCUGGUGGUGGUGGCCUGCGAGGGCAGCUUCCUGGUGCGCUACCUGUCCCGCUACACCCAGGAGAUCUUCUCCUUCCUCAUCUCCCUCAUCUUCAUCUACGAGACCUUCUCCAAGCUCGUCACGAUCUUCCAGGAUCACCCGCUACAGCGGCAUUACAACGUGCAGCCCACGGUCCAGCCCAAGGUGCCAGAGCCCAACACGGCGCUGCUGUCCCUCGUCCUCAUGGCUGGCACCUUCUUCUUGGCCUUAUUCCUCCGCAAGUUCAAGAACAGCUCUUUCCUGCCUGGCAAGGUCCGGCGCUUGAUCGGGGACUUCGGGGUGCCCAUUUCCAUCUUCAUCAUGGCGCUGGCCGACUUCUUCAUCAAGGACACGUACACGCAGAAACUGAAUGUCCCCAAAGGGCUGGAGGUCACCAACUCGUCUGCUCGGGGCUGGUUUAUCAAACCCCUGGGGAAGGACAACGACUUCCCCAUCUGGAUGAUGUUUGCCUCCGUGUUGCCCGCUUUCCUGGUCUUCAUCCUCAUCUUCCUCGAGACGCAGAUCACCACCCUCAUCGUCAGCAAGCCCGAGAGGAAGCUGGUGAAGGGCUCCGGCUUCCACCUGGACCUGCUGCUGAUCGUGGCCAUGGGGGGGCUGGCCGCCCUUUUCGGCAUGCCCUGGCUCAGUGCCACCACCGUCCGCACCAUCACCCACGCCAACGCCCUCACCGUCAUGAACAAAGCCACCGCUCCCGGAGAGAAGUCCCAGAUCUUGGAGGUCAAGGAACAACGCAUCAGCGGCUUCUUGGUGGCCGUGCUCAUCGGCGUCUCCAUCCUCAUGGAGCCCAUCCUGAAGUACGUCCCGCUGGCCGUGCUCUUUGGCAUCUUCCUCUACAUGGGCGUCACCUCCCUCUUUGGCAUCCAGCUCUUCGACCGCAUCCUGCUCUUGCUGAUGCCACCCAAGUACCACCCCAAAGAGCCCUACGUCACCCGGGUGAAGACAUGGAGGAUGCAUCUCUUCACCUUCACCCAGAUCGUCGUCCUCGCGCUGCUCUGGGCAGUGAAGUCCACCCAGGCCUCGUUGGCGCUGCCCUUCAUCCUCAUCCUCACCGUGCCCCUGCGGCGCUUCCUGCUGCCCAAGAUCUUCCAGGAAAUCGAGCUCAAAUGUCUGGACGCAGAUGACGCCGUGGUGACCUUCGAAGAGACGGAGGGCGUAGAUGUGUACAACGAGGUGCAGAUGCCCAGCUAAGGGCUCGCUGCCACCCGUCCCCCCCCCCGGAUGGCCCCGUGCCCCCCUGGCCCCCCCCACCUGCUUACAGCCCACUGCUGCCAUCCCGGGUGACAGGGGAGAACUUGGGGACACAGCCCCAGAGCCCCAGUCCCCACUUGCGCACCCUGUGAAUGGAGCUUUUAUUUUUUUUUUUUUUUCCCACCUUUUUUAAUCCUUUUUUUUUUUUUAAAUAUUUUGGAUGGUGUGAUCUCACCCGCACUUUGCUACCCGCUGGGGAAGAGGCUGCCUGGGCUGGUGGGGGGGAGGGUCCCCACGGGCCACCCCACACCCCGUGGCAGGGCGGGACGACCCAUGCCUCGUGUCACCAUCCUGUCCCCAAGGCCACCCUGGGCCUGCGAGCACAGGAUGGAGCUGGAGGAAGACGCCGGAGCCCAGAGAGAGGAGGAAGGCAGGGACGGGGUGACACGGCAGGGAUGGAGACACGGCGGAACGGGGUUCCCCCCAUUCUCCCCAGCCCCGCUGCCUCCCCCUGGGGACACCCCCCCCGCCCAGUCCCGCUUCCCCAGAUGAACUUUCAGUGCUAACGAGCACAAGCUGAGACAGACCCCUCUCCCCACAGAGCCCUUUUUCCCCUUUUCUCCAUCGUUCGCUCCAGCGAGAGCACCCCAGCUGCUCCGCUGCGCUCCCAGCUGCUCCCAGCAUCUCCCGGGGUCAGGAUGUAAAUAGUCCAGUGAGAGCGUUUAUAUAUUUGCAAUGAAGAUAAUAAUAACGCUAAAAACACCAAAGAAAAAAAUUAUGCUGAUGCUUCUGCAGGUAGGAUUCACUCAGAAUCAAACAAAAAUCAACGAAAAAGUUCAAAAAAAGCACCUUAAAAAAGAAAAAAAUUAGGGAAAAAAAAAAAAAAAAAAAAAAGCAGCUGCAAGGAGUAAUCUGUAUAUUUGAUGCUAGCAAUUGGGGGAGUUUGUAAUUUAUUUCUAAAGGCUGAUUGUGCUCCCGCCCACAGCGGGGGCCGUGUGCGUGUGUGUGUAUAUACUAGAGAGAAACUAUAUAAAAAUUUACAAUUUUCUAGAAAGGCUUAUUUUAAAGGAUCCAGGUCAGGGCCUAAACUCUAUGGACCAGUCCGGCAGUGCCGUUUAGCUGAUGAAUUAGCGUUGGUAUCGUUCCUCUUUAUUUUUUUAGCAUUUCAAUUAAAUCUAUGUAGUUUUUAA